Tachysurus vachellii is the source of this 2601-nucleotide messenger RNA. RefSeq names its product tumor necrosis factor receptor superfamily member 14-like. Gene Ontology annotation, molecular function: protein binding. The transcript is spliced from 9 exons. Lineage: Eukaryota; Metazoa; Chordata; Actinopteri; Siluriformes; Bagridae. Gene Ontology annotation, cellular component: external side of plasma membrane. Bases 402 to 1193 code for a protein of 263 amino acids. The record is from RefSeq and is a predicted model, not a curated record. Gene Ontology annotation, biological process: defense response to Gram-negative bacterium; positive regulation of peptidyl-tyrosine phosphorylation; positive regulation of cytokine production involved in immune response.
CAUCGCAGGGCACACACACACUCUCAUUCACUCACGCAAUCACACACUACGGACAAUUUUCCAGAGAUGCCAAUCAACCUACCAUACAUGUCUUUGGACCGGGGGAGGAAACCAGAGUAGCCGGAGGAAAACCCCGAGGCACGGGGAGAACAUGAAAACUCCACACACACAAGGCGGAGGCGGGAAUCGAACCCCCAACUAUGGAGGUGUAAGGCGAACGUGCUAACCACUAAGCCACCGUGCACCCCCCAGCUUUGUCCACAAAUGGAAGAGCAUAACAUGGACCCAUGACAAGUUAUGACGUUUUGGAGCAGAAUUCCCAGAAGAGGACUGGCUUCAGUGGGAUAAAAAUUUGCUGUAUGUGCAAACAGAUGAAUUGAGACAAGCAGUGAGAAGCACUUAUGAAGUGUGGAGGGGAAACAUUUUUGGAUUUUUUUUCCCAAGAAAAACCCAGCACUUUAAAGAUGUUGUUUAGUUUGAAGCAUAUAUUUAUUUUUGCUGCUAUUUUCCUCCUGAACAUUGAUCUAUGUUUUUGUGCUUGUGCUCGAGCAGAGUAUGAGAUCAAUAAAGAAUGUUGCCCCAUGUGUGCACCUGGAAGCCAUGUUUAUAGGCAUUGCACAGAAUUUGUCAGCACAACUUGUGCGCCGUGUGUUGACUCUUUCACUUCUGAGCCAAAUGGUCUUCAACAAUGCUUUAGCUGUGCAGUGUGUGAUACUGGGCAAGGCUUACAAGUAAAAACAGCCUGCACAAGAAUUUCAGAUACAGUUUGUGAGCCACUAGAGGGAUUGUACUGUACUAAUUAUGAGAAGAGUAGUUGUACACAGGCUGUGGAACACACACAGUGUAGCCCUGGACAAUAUAUAAAGCAGAAAGGAACAGCACAUGAUGAUGCUGAAUGUGCUGAAUGUAAAAAUGGUACCUACUCUGAUGGCUCACUUGAAAUGUGCAAACUACAUACAAAGUGUGAAGAUUUAGGACUUGAAGAAAUUAAACCAGGAACAACGAUAUCUGAUGUUGAGUGUGGAAAUAAAAUCAAUUUAGUGGCCCUUAUAAUUGGAAUCAUAGUUUUCAUUGCAGUUGUGGCUGUUGUAGUCAUUUUUGUCAAAAUUAAACAUAAGUUUAGCCGAUGUUCAGAUUGGAAUGCUGAGAAGGAACGAGGUACAAAAACUGAACUUAAAAUACUCACUCCAUAGACAGUAUUUCUAUAAUAAAAGAGAACUUACAGGACAAAAGAUCAGGACACGAGGUGAACAUGCUGUCCUUACUGGGGAUCUAGACAUCAGAGUCAUAAUAAAGGAAGAAAAAUGCAAUGCCAAAGCCUUUUUUUAGGGACUGGAUGGACUGCAUUACUGCUGGACGUCACUGCAUUCAUCUGAAACUGAUGUCUGAUCAGAAGAGUCACUUCCUUGUCUGAAGACCCGCCUCUUCAAUAAUCAAGAUGAACCUAACACUAAUUUCUCUCUGUGAGGGUUUUAGCUUGAUGGAGGACUUAUUAUUGUAGUGAGACAAUGAGAAAGAACACUCUGAACUCUUGACUUGUUUGUAUUUGGAGGAAUUUCACAGAGACAAAAUUUUAUAUUGUACUUAACUCUAGGACUCUUAACGCUGCUGGAGAAAACAGGAAAAAAUAGUGCUUUGAAAUUCUGCUUGCUAUCAAAAUUUCACAAGAAGUUAUUCAAAAGGGAUAAUUGUGCAUGUGCAAGUUUUAAAACAUUUACUUUAAUAUUGUUAUUUUAUUUUGUAGAACAAAUUAUUUACAACAAAUUCUAAUUAAAUUACAAUGAAGCAUAAAUUACUAAAUAACCAUUAAUCAAGUUUUACUCACAUUAUAAAAUCAAAUAUGAUGAUACCAAUUCACAACACAAUCAUAUCAUAAAAUUAGAUAAAGAAUAGUGACUAUAGCCAAAAUUAUUGACUUUCCAGAGGGAUGUUUUGAAUAAAUGCAAGCUAAUGCAAACUUACAUUUUAUUCUCAGACUCCAGGAAAUAACUAUUUAACCAUAAACCAAUUUCCCUGGAGGUGAAUAUCAGGCUGCUCAUCACAUAUAUGUAAAAUCCCCUCAUCAUCCAUUUCUAUUGGGAAAAACAGUGAAGUUUCAACAAACAAGUCUGUUGGUUAAAAAUCUAAUUUAGCAUAAUUACAGUCAUGAAAAAACAGUGUCUAAAACAGUUGAAAAUUUGCCAGAAACUGGAACAAUGAGCAUUUUUUAAGUAUUCAAGACCUUCCUGGUAACGUUUCACAAAUUGCAGUAUAUUCAGUAAAUACAGCCUCUGUAUACUGUAUAAAUAUAGCCUCUGUAUAUAAAUGCAGUACUUUGUGGUCAGAUAAGACCAAAAUAGGAUUUCGGUCACAUACACCAUUAGCAUGCUUAACCACACAAGGAAAAAACACCUGAUAUUCCACUGUAAAAUAUGGAGGUGGAUCAGUGAUGCAUGGGGCUGUUUGACUGGUUGGUGAUUUUAAGGGCUUUCACAUCAGAAUAUAAUGCCCCAAGAUUCCUCUUCAAAUGACACUUGCUAGAUGUUAUAGGAAAUAAAACAGUGGUGGUUUUCUCUCUAGGGCAGGUGUCACAAAAUAUUAAUUAAAUGUAAACAAACUCAA